Molecule: messenger RNA, 1038 nt
Organism: Candidozyma auris
Lineage: Eukaryota; Fungi; Ascomycota; Pichiomycetes; Serinales; Metschnikowiaceae
Exons: 1
Coding region: 1-1038 (345 amino acids)
Biological process (GO): chromosome segregation; establishment of mitotic spindle orientation; cell migration
Cellular component (GO): kinetochore; centrosome; kinesin complex
Molecular function (GO): microtubule binding
Source: RefSeq, a predicted model, not a curated record
AUGAACUACUCACCAAAAGAUGAUGAAGAGUCAACUAUUUUCCAGCGCAUGGUCGAUCUAGAGCAGGAGCUUGUUGAAUUUCAGCAGUCAAGCAAAGAAUUGGAAGAAGCUCUUGAGGCGGAAUUGAACGAGCUAGAGGAAAAAAAUAAAGCUCUCACGGAACAGAUCAAUGCUAGAGAUAAUAGGCUUCAACUGCUAGCAUCUCAGCUAAUUGAAGCCAAUAAUGAAAUAAACAGGCUUUCGGAAGCACAGAAGAAACAGAAAAUCCAAUAUGAGAAUGAGAUCAACCUAUUGAAGCAAAAGCUCGUAGCAGUGGAGAUUCUGAAUGAUGAUAUGGGAGUCAAUGAUCGCAUACUUGAGAGUGAGUUGCAAAACGCUAAGCAAGCAAAAAAUGAGCUUUUGGAAAAACUAGCUUUGGUGGAAAGUGAGUUAGAGAACGAAAAACAAUUGAAUGCGCAACACAGACUUUGCAUUUCAAACUUUGAGGCAGCAGAAGUCAAGCCUACUCAAAAGGCACGCCACCUGCAGCAGUUUGGAGCCAAAAACAAAAGGCUCAGUACUUCCAAGAGCACCCAAUCUAUCGCUGAUACAACCGUUGAUGGAACAUUCCUCGAUAUCAAUGAAUUCCUCGCGACAGAACCUCCAGAACCACCGAAGAAGCAUGGUGAAACACCAAGAUCAGGAUCGAUGGGCAAAACCCAUGAGCACUACCUCCGCUCCGAAGAGAUUGCACAGAAAGUAGGCGAGGUAAAACAGUAUUUUGAUCUCAAGGCCAAUUGCACCAUACAUGUCCCUCCACAGAGGGCGCAGAUAACGCCGCAAAUCUCAAAUUUUAAUAAAAAUGCUAAAAAGAGCUUUUCGCUUUUAAAUUCAACUAACGCCAAAGACCAUGAAACCACUCGAGACAAGCCCCGACAUGGUGGUCAAACGUCGCAACCGAUACUGCGCGAGCUGACUUUGAACUACCGAAAGUUGAGUGAGGCAAAACCUACAACCAAGAAAAGCCGACUAAGAACUGUCAUGAAAUUCUUUGCAUAA